AUGUCAAAACGUACAAUAGAAGAUACGUCAGUGCAAGUGGCUUCGAAGGCUCCUUUUGGUAAACUCGGAGAAAAUAAAUUUGGUUCAGUUAAUGAAACAGCGGAGGGUAUGGGAGAAUUUGAAGACCCCUGGGAAGACGAAUAUGAAACAGAGUCCGAGGAAGAACUAUAA
Molecule: messenger RNA, 171 nt
Organism: Funneliformis mosseae
Lineage: Eukaryota; Fungi; Glomeromycota; Glomeromycetes; Glomerales; Glomeraceae
Source: the annotation of a GenBank genome assembly